AUGUACAAACCACAAUUGCCCUCAAUUAAGACACAUCAAACGAUAACCAUGGCGAAUUUAAAGAUAAUUUAUACGGCAAUUUUCUAUAUUAUUAUAUCCACUAGUACGUCUGUUAUAUUGUUUGAGUUAGCGCCGAACUAUGCUUUAACGUACGACGAUUAUGCCAAUUUAUGUGCUCCAACCAUUUCGUGUGAUUCAAGUAUUAAAUACCGGAGUAUUAAUGGAUCAUGCAACAAUUUAAAAACUCCGUGGCUUGGUGCAUCUAUAACUCCACAUUUACGAAUACUCGAUGCUUAUUACGACGAUGGGGAGUACCAAUUCCGUAGACAAACAAAUGGCAAUCCAUUGCCUAACGCAAGAUACAUUCAACUUAAACUGUUUCUCGACAAACAGUUUCUGUACCCAAAUGACCAUAACAUCCUUUUUAUGGAAUGGGGUCAAUUCAUUGCACACGACACAACUCAUCUACCACCUGACGUUUCAGUUGGUGCCAAUUGUUGCGAUUUGCAAAAAAUCAAUCCAGUACCUCCACAAUGUCAAGCGGUCAUUGAAGUACCGGAUAAUGAUCCGAUUUAUUCAAAACUCGGACAAACGUGCAUCAAUUUUAACCGCGCGCGGACGUCUAUUUCCGACAACUGUCAAUUAAAACCUGCAACAUUUAUGGUCCAGGCGACGCAUUUCAUCGACGGAUCCCAAAUAUACGGUCCCGUAGAAGAACUCGCUGCAAACUUGCGGUCGUUCAAAGACGGUCGAUUAAAAUCGGAAUUUUUCGUGGAUCGACAAGAAUUUUGUCCACAAAGGAAUCGAACAUCAUUGCAAUGUGACACGUCGAAAAAUUCAUUAAUUUGUUAUUUUGCGGGCGACGUUCGAGUAAAUCAAAACCUAGGAAUAGCUCUUUUUCAAAACAUUUUUUUAAGAUUUCACAAUAUUGUUGCAUAUGAAUUGUUUCGUUUCAAUCCGUCAUGGUGUGAUGAAGACAUUUACCAAGAAACGCGUAAAAUCGUAAUCGCCGUCAUUCAGCACAUUACUUACACUCAUUAUCUACCAAUUUUAUUAGGAGAAAAUUUUAUGUAUUUACACGGAUUCUUUGAACAGACAGUAUACGACGAAACCGUAAAUCCAAGUACCACUAUAGAGCAUUCUACUGGUGCAUUCCGAAUACUCCACAAGCAAAUUCCUCCUGUCUUAAAUAUUAUUGAUGAAAACCACUUCAACAUCCACCGUAUUCUGCUCACUGACUGGAUGAACAAGCCCGAUCUUCUGCCAUUACCAAAUCAUUUUGAUGGACUACUACGUGGAUUUCAAGAGAUACCUACUCGUGAAGAACAACCAUCUUAUAACACAUGGGUUUCAAAUUUCUUAUUCCAACAAACUACGCCGAAAUUCAGUAGCAAUGAUUUGCUCUCGGCGGAUAUACAAAGAGGUCGUGAUACCGGGAUGCCGCCAUAUAAUAAAAUUAGAUCGAUUUGUGGAAUCCCGGAAGCUACAGAGUUUGACGAUCUAAUUGAUUUAAUCGCUUACGAGGACAUCCAAAAAUUGAAAACCCUCUACUCAAGUGUAGACGACAUCGAUUUUAUCGUUGGUGCAAUACUAGAAAUGCCCGCUGAAGGUUCUAAAGUCGGUCCCACUUCUCAGUGCAUAAUAGCUGACAAUUUUUAUCGUCAAAAGAUUGGUGAUCGUUUUUUUUACGAUGUACGAGAACAACCUGGAAGCUUUACGCCGGAACAAUUACAUACAUUGAAAAAUGUAAAUUUCGGCAGUGUAAUAUGUGCGACGUCUAAUCUACGAUAUUUACCCGAAGACAUAUUUAUGCCGUUCGACAGCAAAUAUAAUACAAGACAAAUCGAUUGUACCGCUUUUACGCUAAAUCUGAACGCGUGGAAGGAUAUUUAUUUUAGUGAUUAG
Melanaphis sacchari is the source of this 1905-nucleotide messenger RNA. Its product is annotated as peroxidase-like. The coding region runs from base 1 to 1905 and encodes 634 amino acids. The transcript is spliced from 13 exons. Gene Ontology annotation, molecular function: peroxidase activity; heme binding. The record is from RefSeq and is a predicted model, not a curated record. Lineage: Eukaryota; Metazoa; Arthropoda; Insecta; Hemiptera; Aphididae. Gene Ontology annotation, biological process: response to oxidative stress.